AUGGCAGCGGACGGACAGUGCUCGCUCCCUGCUUCAUGGCGGCCGGUGACCCUCACCCACGUCGAAUAUCCUGCAGGUGACCUCUCUGGCCACGUUCUCGCCUACCUGAGCCUCAGCCCUGUAUUUGUCAUUGUUGGUUUCGUGACCCUCAUUAUAUUCAAACGGGAGCUGCACACGAUCUCGUUCCUGGGGGGCCUGGCGCUGAAUGAGGGGGUCAACUGGCUGAUCAAACACGUCAUCCAGGAGCCACGACCCUGUGGAGGCCCCCACCCGGCAGUGAGCACCAAGUACGGGAUGCCCUCCAGCCACUCCCAGUUUAUGUGGUUCUUCUCCAUCUACUCCUUCCUUUUUCUGUAUUUAAGAAUGCACCAAACGAACAACGCCAGGUUCCUGGACUUGCUGUGGAGGCAUGUGCUGUCGCUGGGUCUCCUCACUGUGGCCUUUCUAGUCUCCUAUAGCAGGGUCUAUCUGCUGUACCACACCUGGAGCCAAGUGCUCUAUGGGGGCAUCGCUGGAGGCCUGAUGGCCAUCGCCUGGUUCGUCUUCACCCAGGAGGUCCUCACCCCGCUAUUCCCUAGGAUAGCAGCCUGGCCUAUCUCUGAGUUCUUCCUAAUCCGAGACACGAGCCUUAUUCCCAACGUCCUCUGGUUUGAAUACACAGUAACCCGGGCAGAAGCCAGGAACAGACAACGCAAGCUGGGGACGAAGCUGCAGUGA
This is a messenger RNA of Rangifer tarandus platyrhynchus (Svalbard reindeer), 717 nucleotides long. The record is from the annotation of a GenBank genome assembly. Lineage: Eukaryota; Metazoa; Chordata; Mammalia; Artiodactyla; Cervidae.